AUGGUCUCAGCAAAGUUCAUAUUUACGCCGGCGCCUAUAAAUGCCGAUGAGAUCCGCUUCAUUAGUGACAGUUUCGCUAAGCUCGGCACGGUUGAAUAUUUCAGUGUUGAAAAGGCUAAACAUACGCAGCCCAACUUAUUUGGCCAAAAUAUCACGGUGAUGCUCAAUCCAAGCCUUCAGUUCUCACAACUAGAUCCGUUGACCGGAAUCGACAUCACGGUGGCAUUGAGUGGAGAGCAGCUCAAACUGAGACAACAACGCCUACACGAGAAGCUACGAAGAAUAAUAGGUUUACCUCGGUAUUCAUAUAUUGAAAAUGACAAGAGGUUCUUUGCUGGAGACAUCCAGGUGCCGUUUAAACAUACUCUAUUACCAAAUGCAUCGCACCUUUCCAAACAAUUCCGCAUGAGCACAUCCACGAUACAGACUCCCUUCGUGUUUCUAGAAGAGGGCGACAAGGAGGCAGUGACAAAGAGUAUACGGCACAACUUUCAGAAGUACCAUAAGAUCCAGCUGGUCUUUGUCGAGGACGGCUUGCAUGGGCUCCAUUUGUUGGGAGGAGGGGCCCUGGAUACGUCUGUGAAAGUUGACGACGAUAUGAUCGUGCGAACCGAGGAAAUUUUGGAUUUAGAGGCGAUGCCAAAUAUGCGGAUAGCUAGAGCGAAAGAGAAGGGGUUUAAUGGCUUCUUCUCCAAGCCCAAACCUAAAGUAUGA
Molecule: messenger RNA, 714 nt
Organism: Candidozyma auris
Lineage: Eukaryota; Fungi; Ascomycota; Pichiomycetes; Serinales; Metschnikowiaceae
Exons: 1
Coding region: 1-714 (237 amino acids)
Source: RefSeq, a predicted model, not a curated record